AUGGAAAGUGUUUGUAUGACUUUAAAUCCUAAUGAGGAUGAAUCUCCUGAUAAAAUAUGUCAAUUCCAAGACACACAAUUAAACACAUUGUUUUCGGAAAAUUAUAUACCUGUAAACUGUCGGUCCAGUCUUGAAGGCGUAUGGCAAUUUGCAUACCAGAACCGUUUUCGUUUUACUGGUGAAUGUAAUAAUCCUGAAGCACAAAUUAAAUCUUGUCAAACGGCAGGAACACAGUUUUUAAUAACUAAUCAAAAAUUUAAUAUAACGUACAAAAAAUGCCCUGGUAUGACAGGCACUUUUGAUGGAGUUGUUGAGUACAGUUGCUUAGGAGACUGGUUCGUAGACAAAAAUCAUUUCUUUGCUGUAGCUAAUACUAAAGAAUCUCGAAAAGAUGAAAAAUAUCGAUGUUUCUUAAAAAAUCGAGAUGAUGAUUUAUAUAUUGGUGUGUCUAUUACAGCAGAGUGCAAUACUCUUCAGACGUAG
This is a messenger RNA of Macrosiphum euphorbiae (potato aphid), 483 nucleotides long. The record is from the annotation of a GenBank genome assembly. NCBI's taxonomy places the organism in Eukaryota, Metazoa, Arthropoda, Insecta, Hemiptera, Aphididae.